This is a messenger RNA of Patiria miniata (bat star), 3773 nucleotides long. Its product is annotated as angiopoietin-1 receptor-like. Gene Ontology annotation, molecular function: protein binding; ATP binding; transmembrane receptor protein tyrosine kinase activity. Lineage: Eukaryota; Metazoa; Echinodermata; Asteroidea; Valvatida; Asterinidae. The record is from RefSeq and is a predicted model, not a curated record. Bases 1 to 3240 code for a protein of 1079 amino acids. The transcript has 23 exons. Gene Ontology annotation, biological process: protein phosphorylation; cell surface receptor protein tyrosine kinase signaling pathway; multicellular organism development. Gene Ontology annotation, cellular component: signaling receptor complex.
AUGGGUUCAUCUCCAAAAUGUCGUCUCCUACUCCCGGUGUUUUUGUGGGCUUGUGCCAUUCUUCACACAGGUUUAUCCGUUGAUCUGGAAUUGCGAGACAAGACGGCCACCCAGAGUAGCACCUACUAUGCCCCUUCUCUCGGCAUUGAUCUGGUGGCAGACCGAGCAUUAGACGGAGAUAUCUCAACAAUUUCACACACGUUGUGCAGCGGAAACCAAUGGUGGAGAGUUGAUCUGGAGGCUGCGUACUGCUUGACAAGAAUCGCUGUAGUCAACAUAAAUGUUAAUGGUGACAGACUGAGAGGUGCCAUAGUACGGGCUGGUUUGAGUUUAACUCACUCUCAGAACACACAGAUAGGAGAUGAAGUCACAAGUACCCAGGCAACUAACGGAGCAGUGAUUGAUUUCACAUCGAACCAAGCCAUCUCUGCUCGAUACGUUAGUGUGGAACAGACAGGGACUUGCCUUCAACUGGCUGAAGUCAGGAUCGGUACAGAAGACGUCAUUACAAGCGUAACGCAAACAAAUGUCGAUGCUACUGGUAUGACAGUCAGCUGGUCUUCAGUGCCCUGUGCUGAUUAUUACAGCGUGCAGUAUGCCCUGACCAACAAGGAUAACUGUGAAAGCAUCAGUUCACCAACCUAUAGCAGUCCAUGCAAUAUGUGCCUGGGAAGCAUGACAACUAUAUACAGUCUGAUGCCAAACUCCGGGUACACUGUGCGAGUCAAGGCUCAUGUAUACGGUGCAUACGGACCAAUAAAAACAGUAACCGUCACAACCGCAUCAUCAGCACCGACUGGCCCACCCACUUCUGUGACACCUGGGUCUCAAGCCCAACGCAGUCUAACCUUCUCCUGGAGCCUCCCAGCGUGUGGAAGCCGAGGCGGUGUCAUCACAGGAUACGAUUAUAGGCUAAGUACAAGUGGCGUUGCACCAAUGACUGGUCAGACUACAGCUAGUCUGUCUGGUGGAGCAGUUACAAUAGAUGGACUUACUCCCUCUACUUCUUACAGUUUUCAAGUUGCUGCAAGGACUAAUGAUGGGACUGGACCGUACAGCGCGGCUGUAACAUCAACAACACAAGAAGCAGAGCCUACAGUUCCCCUUAAUGUUCGCAUCCAGUCGACAGAUUACAUGUCUGUCAGUCUGAGCUGGAGUGAACCAGAUCCACCGAAUGGACGCAUCACACACUACAGUGUUCGCUACUGGAGGAGUGGAGACAUGGGAACCAUGCUGACUGACACCAAUGUAAUGUGGAUGAUGCAUCGGGUCACGAGCCUGCAAGUCAGCUCAACAUACCAAUUUCAGGUGCAAGCUGUGACGUCUGCUGGUCCCGGUCCUUGGAGUGAGCCUAUCCAAGCAACGACAGCAAUCGGAGUUCCCGGGGCUAUUAGGAAUCUCCUCUGGACCGAGAGAACUGAAACUUCCAUCACGUUAGAAUGGAGCCCUCCGAUUGUUGGAUACAUCGUUGGUUACACUGUGGAGUACAGAAUCUUAGAGAGGCCUUACGACCAGGAAUACACCGCAGAGGACACUUACAUCACAGAAGACAUUCCGAGUGCACGAUUUGUUAAAGACGAUCUUGAGCCAGGCACAAAAUAUGAAUUCAAGAUAUCGGCUAAGAACGAUAUGUUUACGGGAGAUCCAAGAACCUUACAGGUGUAUACAAAGCCACAAUCAGAUCCACCUGCUCCUCCCAAACCCACUUCAAUUCAAGACACAACCACAGACAUGACAGUCACAAUUCAGUUGGCAAUUCCGAAGUCUAACAAGUACAUAGAGUCACAUGUUAUUGAAGUAAAGAAGACUGGAACAUUAUCUGUGACCAAGAGAGAUGUUCUCGUUCCAAGACGUUACGAGGACUCCGUAGACGAUUACAUUGCUGCUGAAUUUCCUAAGAAUAGCCUUCCUGCUGAAUUCGUAGUUGGAGACUCUACGAUGUAUGGCGGCUACAGGAACGCACCGCUGCAGAGAGAUGCUGUAUACAACAUCCGUGUUGGGUCUGUUACCAAAGGCAACGAAACUGAUGCCACUGUGACAUAUUCAGAGUCAUUGACAGUCAUUGUGCAAACGCCAUCAGCUGGUGCCGCCGUCAUUGCUGCUGCCGUGCUUGGUGCGAUAGUUUUCGUCUUGGUCCUAAUGAUUGUCAUCGGGUGUGUGGUGUGGAAAAGACGAACUCGCCAAAAUGCCUCAAAUAGCUCUCUAGUGCCUACAGCUAUGGAACUGGCUGCCAAAUCUACAACCCACGAAAAUGACUCACUAAGUGCUGUCAACACUAAUGGCCAGAUAUACGAGGAUGUUGGGCUUCCCGCCUGGGCCAGGAAACUGGAAAUCAAAUGGGAGAAUUUGAUCAUCGAUGAUGAGAUUCUGGGUAAGGGUAACUUUGGCGAGGUACGGGCAGGAGGCGUGAGGAUCAGAGGCCGAGUCACCGAAGCAGCCAUCAAAACUCUCAAAGACAGCACCUCUGAUGCUGCUAUGGAUUUCAAGGCGGAGUUGCAGACGAUGGCGGGCAUCAAACCACACCUUAACAUUGUACGUCUCCUUGGCGCAUGUUUUCAUGAAGGCAUUCUGUAUGUGGCACUGGAGUUUCUUCCCAACGGCAAUCUUCGUGAUUAUCUGAGGAGCACUCGCCCGAAGCAGAAAGGAGCUGGCGACUCAACUGACCUAGCAUCUCCGCUGACUUCUUCAAACCUGUUGAAAUUUGGCACAGACGUUGCCAAAGGAAUGGAUCAUCUGUCCAAGACAGGGAUUAUCCAUCGUGACUUGGCUGCAAGGAACAUCCUCCUUGCUGAAGACCUGACCGCCAAAGUGUCUGAUUUCGGCCUAUCCCGAGGGGAGGACAUCUACGUUCAGAAAUCUUCGACCAGGAUUCCUGUUCGCUGGAUGGCCAUUGAAUCUUUGACGCGUCGUGUCUACAAGUCCAAGAGUGAUGUGUGGUCGUUUGGCAUCUUGCUGUGGGAGAUAGCAACAUACGGAUCCACUCCGUACCCUGGUAUUGUCACCAAGUCACUGGCCCAAAGACUGCUGGAUGGAUACCGCAUGCCCAAGCCGGACAACUGCGCUGAUGAAAUUUAUAAUCUGAUGUUGAAGUGCUGGCAAGAAGUUCCAAGCAAGCGUCCAACAUUCAAGGUACUCUACGACGCUCUCGAGAAGAUGAACUCCCAGUCAGAUGAAAUUGUUUACUUGUCACCAACUGUCUACGAGAACUUUAUCAUCAAGCAUGAGUUUGAUGACAACUAGAUGACGUCAUUACCUUGACGCUGUAAUGCAUCAUCAUCGCAUCUAUUCAAGUGGUUCAGCAUUUUUCCUGAUGGUUUUCAGCGUCGAGUUUAAUCAUUUAUGCAGACUUUAUUUUGUAACAAUGUGAGGUGGAACAUAGCAGCUUAUGUCGCUGUACUCAGCAGAUCUUAAUUCAUUCAGAAUUUAGCCUGAUAAAUUUACAGCAAGGCUUACUAAAUGUAUUGUAUUUCUUAUCAAAUGUACAGCUUAUUUACGGCUUUAUAAUAUGCCUUUGCAUUAGGUGACAGAUCGCAGUAUGUGUGUCAUACUUUUGUUUUAAUCUCAAAUGAAUUUCGCAUGAGACCCUGUUUCAAUAAAUCAAUUGUUAAGUUGUAUAGCAAGGACGUUACCAUUAAAUACCGAUGUAUUGUAUAUACAUGUAGUUGACGCCUUAAGCAUUUAACCUUUGGAGUAACACUGGGAUAUUUUGUAUUGUUAAAUUUGGUUAUUGACAUUUUUACUCAGAUAAACAAUUAUAAGGCUCAAUUGUGUAU